CACUCAUGAAGAUAGAUUUCCACUCAACAAUCUACAUCGAACGUUACUCUCAUUUCCCUCUACGCUUAGUACUUGAAAUUAUUCGUGCUUUUCACCUCUGCAAUUGGCGUACGUCAAUUAAGCCAAGGUUACUCGCCCACAUAGGUUCAUAAUCCGUAGGGCGGUUUACAUUAUGGAAUUUUUCGUUAACGGCGCUUCUCGACGUAACGGCCAGUCUGGUACCAUCGGGGCCGCUGCCGCUGUCCUGAAGGAUUUGGAUUCCCCUUUUUCUUCUUCUUUUUCUUCUUGGGUCACAUCAGAACCUCUAGACGAUAGCAUAUACCCCGCUACUCACCAACGAGCUGAACUUCAGGCCAUCAUCAUAGCACUCAAAUGGGCAUUGCAAAAAUACAAUGUGCUCCCUCCACGUCCUAACAUGGAAGUUACAAUUUGGUCCGACUCAAAAUACGCUAUCUCGUGUGUUUCGGAAUGGGUCCAUGGCUGGGUUCGCAGUGGUUGGAAAACCGCAAAAGGAAACGACGUCGUCAACCGUGAUCUUAUCGAGGAAGCCGACAACCUAGAAAGCCAGGCAAAGCACUUCGGCGACGUCACAUACCUCUAUAUAUCAAGACAGCAUAACGAGAAGGCCGCCACAGCCUGUACUCUGUUGCUUAGCAGAAUAGCAGCCGGAAUGAUAUACCAUGUGUCUGAACAGGAUGAUACCCCGGGCCAAGACGCCGUAUCGAGCGGAACGACCAACCAUGGAGUCGAACCUGAAGUUUAGCGACCCGCUUACAAUUUUAAAAUAGUCUUUUUACAUGGGGAAAUAAUAUGCCACGGCAUUUUAUUAGAUAAUGACAACAAAAAUAGCGCUCACAUGCUAAGUACCUAGGUAUAUGGAAACAUCUGAUAU
Molecule: messenger RNA, 892 nt
Organism: Hypoxylon trugodes
Lineage: Eukaryota; Fungi; Ascomycota; Sordariomycetes; Xylariales; Hypoxylaceae
Product: ribonuclease H-like protein
Exons: 1
Coding region: 173-763 (196 amino acids)
Biological process (GO): DNA replication, removal of RNA primer
Molecular function (GO): nucleic acid binding; RNA-DNA hybrid ribonuclease activity
Source: RefSeq, a predicted model, not a curated record